UCCGCUUCCGGUCGUCCUCUUCCCGGCCGCUUCCUCUGCGCUCGGCGGCGGCCCCCCGCCCCCUCCUGGGAGCAGGAGCCCGAGGAACCCCGGGGUGAGCGGGCGCGGGGGGCGGGCUGUGGCCGGGACUCCUUUGCCGCGGGUCUCUCUGGAUGCGGUGACUGGCUCCCUACUCUCCGCCCCCCCCCACCUCUGUGGCCCCGGGGGGCCCAGACCAGCCGCCAGCAUGUCCACGUCCUCGCUCCGCCGGCAGAUGAAGAACAUCGUCCACAACUACUCGGAAGCGGAGAUCAAGGUGCGGGAAGCCACCAGCAAUGACCCCUGGGGGCCUUCGAGCUCCCUCAUGUCUGAGAUCGCAGACCUCACCUACAACGUGGUCGCCUUCUCCGAGAUCAUGAGCAUGAUCUGGAAGCGUCUCAACGACCACGGCAAGAACUGGAGGCACGUCUACAAGGCCAUGACCCUCAUGGAGUAUCUGAUCAAGACCGGCUCGGAGCGCGUGUCCCAGCAGUGCAAGGAGAACAUGUACGCGGUGCAGACGCUGAAGGACUUUCAGUACGUGGACAGGGACGGCAAGGACCAGGGCAUCAACGUGCGCGAGAAGGCCAAGCAGCUGGUGGCCCUGCUGCGGGACGAGGACCGCCUGCGGGAAGAACGGGCCCACGCCCUCAAGACCAAGGAGAAGCUGGCCCAGACGGCCACAGCAUCCUCAGCCGCCGUGGGCUCUGGGGCGCCCCCUGAGGCGGAGCAGGCCUGGCCCCAGAGCAGCGGGGAGGAGGAGCUGCAGCUGCAGCUGGCCCUGGCCAUGAGCAAGGAAGAGGCUGACCAGCCCCCACCCUGUGGUCCCGAGGAUGACGUCCAGCUCCAGCUGGCCCUUAGUUUGAGCCGGGAGGAGCAUGACAAGGAGGAGCGCAUCCGGCGGGGUGACGACCUGAGGCUACAGAUGGCGAUCGAGGAGAGCAAGAGAGAGACGGGGGGCAAGGAGGAGUCGUCCCUCAUGGACCUGGCCGACGUCUUCACGGCCCCGGCUCCCCCCUCCUCUGAUCCCUGGGGCGGCCCUGGCCCCACCACCGGCCCACCCUCUGACCCCUGGGGGGGGCCCCCAGGACCUCCUGUCCCUCCUGCGGCUGACCCCUGGGGGGGCCCAGCUCCUACCCCUGCGUCUGGGGACCCUUGGAGACCCGCCCCAGCCCCUGGACCUGCAGCUGAUCCCUGGGGGGGGCCCCCUGCUCCCCCUGCUGGAGAGGGGGGGACCUCAGACCCCUGGGGGGCGUCCGAUGGCCCAGGCGGGGCCCCAGGCGGUGGCCCGUCCACGGCUGACCCGUGGGCACCGACGCCGGCCUUCUCGGACCCCUGGGGAGGGUCCCCAGCCAAACCCAGCACCAACGGCACCCCAGCGCCCGGGGGCUUUGACGCAGAGCCAGACGAAUUCUCCGACUUCGACCGCCUUCGGACGGCCCUGCCCGUGUCGGGCAGCAGCACUGGGGAGCUGGAGCUUCUGGCCGGAGAGGUCCCAGCACGGAGCCCUGGGGCAUUUGACUUGAGUGGGGUGGGGGGCUCCCUGGCAGAGGCUGUGGGGAGCCCCCCUCCAACGGUGCCGCCGGCCCCCACGCCUCCAACCCGGAAGACGCCAGAGUCGUUCCUGGGCCCCAACGCCGCCCUCGUGGACCUGGACUCCUUGGUGACCCGGCCGGGGCCUGCCCCCCCGGGCCCCAAGGCCUCCAACCCCUUCCUGCCGACCGGAGCCCCUGGCACAGCCACUGGCCCGUCCCUCACCAACCCUUUCCAGCCUCCACCUCCGGCCACGCUCACUCUGAACCAGCUCCGUCUCAGCCCCGUGCCCCCUGCUCCUGGGGCCCCAGCAGCCUUCAUCUCGCCCCUGGGUGGGGGGCCCGGCCUGCCUCCCAUGAUGCCCCCAGGAUCCCAGCCCCCCAACACUAACCCCUUCCUCCUAUAACCAGGCGGGGGGGGAGGGGGAUGCCCGCCCCUCUCACCCACCAGGAGGUCAGUAUUGUGAGUGCAUGUGAAAGGGGGGGACCCUUCCUCCCCCUCCCCCCCAGCCUCGGCCCCACCCUGACCCACUCACACUACACCCUCUCCCCGGCCCCCUCCGCAGCCUGGAAAGCGGAGGGAGGCUCGGUGAGGGAGGGGGACGCCCCUAUCCUGAGGCAUUAGAUGGGGUUGGGGCAUUUGGGCACCCCCUCCCUGAUUCCCCCCAGCCUUGAACCCCCAUCCCUCCCAAUCAGUGUUUGAGCCCUGAUCGUCCCCUUCCCCCCAGUGACUGUCCCUGGUGAUCACUCUUCUGACUUCUGUAAUAAACGACAUUUCGGAUGGGCA
Molecule: messenger RNA, 2337 nt
Organism: Monodelphis domestica (gray short-tailed opossum)
Lineage: Eukaryota; Metazoa; Chordata; Mammalia; Didelphimorphia; Didelphidae
Gene: EPN1
Product: epsin 1
Biological process (GO): endocytosis
Cellular component (GO): clathrin vesicle coat; endosome; plasma membrane
Molecular function (GO): clathrin binding; phospholipid binding
Source: RefSeq, a predicted model, not a curated record